This is a messenger RNA of Hermetia illucens (black soldier fly), 1097 nucleotides long. Its product is annotated as homologous-pairing protein 2 homolog. The transcript is spliced from 6 exons. Bases 429 to 1040 code for a protein of 203 amino acids. Lineage: Eukaryota; Metazoa; Arthropoda; Insecta; Diptera; Stratiomyidae. Gene Ontology annotation, biological process: homologous chromosome pairing at meiosis; meiotic joint molecule formation; meiotic strand invasion involved in reciprocal meiotic recombination. The record is from RefSeq and is a predicted model, not a curated record. Gene Ontology annotation, molecular function: recombinase activator activity; double-stranded DNA binding. Gene Ontology annotation, cellular component: condensed nuclear chromosome; DNA recombinase auxiliary factor complex.
CUUUGACGUUUUGCUGAUGGGGUUAUAUUUGCCGGCGAUCGGCGGAUAAAUUUAAGUGUUUAACCCCGUCCUAUUGUAGUUUGCGCAGAAAACGUAUCUUAGAGUUUCGACGCGGUUGUGAAUGCGGCUUUCCGUGAGAUUCCGGUAAUCUGUAUCAAGUGCCUUUAGCGUCACAAUGAAUAAAACCUGCGCUUCAACUAUUGUCGCCUCGAAUGAUAUGUCGUUUCGCUGACAUUGAAUCUAUAUAAUUCCAGAAGAUUGAGAAAAAGUAGUAUACAAUCUUUUACGUACACUACUUGUUCAUAUUUUGUCAUAAUCGAGUUGCAAUUGACUAGAAAGUGGAAUGACUUUACUGGACUACGGUGUGAAAAUAACCUAAUUUUGCAGCAAAUCCUCCAGAGACAACAUCCAAAAAACAGUUGCAGGAUAUGUUGCUGAAAUUUCUACAUGACAACAUGCGACCCUUCUCUUUCAAUGAUAUCCAUGAGAGGUGCGCGAAAUCUGAAAGCAGGAGUGCAGUUCAGAAGGCUAUAGAUUCAUUGGUAUCACGUGAAAAAGUAAUCGAAAAGCAAAUUGGUAAACAGAAGAUAUAUUUUCUUAACCAGGGUGUCGAUAAUGAUGAUCAAGAGGUUGCCGAAAUUUCACAACUUGAGCAAAAGGUGGAUAAUCUUCAGAAGUCUUUGAAAGAGAAAGAGGAACGUAUUAAAAAGUAUGAAAUUGAAUUAAAACAGCUUUCUUCAAAACCAUCACAAAUUGAUUUGGAAAUUCAACAAGACGAUCUUAAAAUUAAAGUUCUUACCCUUACCGAGAAAUUGGAUCUGAGGAGGGCAUCACAAGGGAAUAUAUCUGAGAGUGACCACGAUAUCAAGAACAUACAAGAUAAAUAUUCGAAAAUGCUUGCAGAAUUCCGUAAAAGAAAACGUAUUUGUAAUAAUAUGAUUGAUUCUAUAUUAGAGGGAUAUCCAAAAACGAAAAAACAACUUCUGGAAGAUAUCGGUGUGGAAACAGAUGAAAUGGUCAAUUUUUCAUUGAAUGUCUAAUUUCAAAAAAGCUCAAAACCUGCAUUGAUUUUGUGAUCGAAAUAUAUAUGGAUAAUU